AUGGCCUGCAGGGGUUGCACUCGACCCAGGGGCCUGGCCUGGGCCCUGCAACUGACCCUGGCAUGGAUCCUGCUGGGGGCUUGUGGAGGGAGCCACCCACUCCCAGCUAGAUCCCAGAGACACCAUAGGUUGGUGACCAAUUUGGGCCCAAGCCAGCUGCACCUGGCAGAGAUGAACACACCAGAGGCAUCGGACCCUGGGAUCGUCUCAGGGAGCUGUGGGGAGCUGAGCCCCGGGUGUGAAUCCUUCCUGGGAAACCUCCAGGUUGCCCUCCGCAGUCGUUUCCACCUGCUGCUAUUGGGGGUACGCCAGACACAGCCUCUCUGCUCGGAGCUCUGCGAUGCCUGGUUUGCCACCUGCGAAAGUGAUAUCCUCUGCAGCCCGACUUGGCUCCCACUCCUAGAAAAGAGGGGCUGCGAGCCUGGCUGCACCACCUAUGGGCAGACUUUUGCUGACGGAGCGGAACUUUGCCGCUCGUUUCUGGGCUACGCGGUACCAGUGGCGGAUCCUGGCUCUGGUCACUGCCUCAACAUUUCCAUCUCGGUGCUGCCGCGUCCCAGACACGCACGGAGGGCCCGGGAAACCACUUUCCGGCGCUCCCGACGCCCUCGCACCUGGAUCCUGGACGCUGCAAGCAGCGGAAGUGGCAGUGGAAGUGGCAGCGGCCCCUAG
Molecule: messenger RNA, 672 nt
Organism: Lagenorhynchus albirostris (white-beaked dolphin)
Lineage: Eukaryota; Metazoa; Chordata; Mammalia; Artiodactyla; Delphinidae
Gene: RTBDN
Product: retbindin
Exons: 5
Coding region: 1-672 (223 amino acids)
Cellular component (GO): external side of plasma membrane
Molecular function (GO): riboflavin binding; signaling receptor activity; riboflavin transmembrane transporter activity
Source: RefSeq, a predicted model, not a curated record